GAUGGGCGCGGACAAGGCUAAUGGUGUGGUCAACUACUGCCGGCGCCCGCCGCAGCGUCCCUUGCUGCAGAAGAUACGGUACGCGAUAUGGAAUCCAGAGGAGAGGACCUUCUUAGGACGAACGGGACAUAGAUGGGGUGUAAUAGGUCUUAUCUACCUGGUGAUGUACAUUUGCAUCAUAAUCUUCUUUUCCAUCUGCAUGUGUGGUCUGCUCGCCACCAUGGACGACAGGAUACCCUACUUCACACUCGCUGACUCUAUCAUAGGUGACAACCCCGGCAUGGGCCACCGUCCGCUGGUGUUCGAGGAGGGUGCGCUGAUCUGGUACGACGCGGAGAACGCAUCGCAGUACGACAAAUACGUCCGAAGUAUCGACCAGUUCCUUGCACCUUACGAGAACAAAUCGCUGCUGGAGACGAAGGGUGAGAAUCAGCGCGAUUGCGGGGAUGUGAAGCCGCCACGCGCAGAAGUGUGCGCCUUCAAUACCAGCCUGCUGGGGCCCUGCGCUCGCAAGCAUGCUUACGGUUAUCCGGCCAGGACGCCGUGCAUCAUCAUCAAGCUAAAUAAGUUGUACGAUUGGAACCCCAUAUUCUACGACGACCCCGCAGCGCUGCCGCCCGGCAUGCCUCCAGAUAUCAAGGACUACAUCAACACAACAAAAACACCUCAAGAGCGUCGCAAGGUGUGGGUAUCGUGUGCAGGCGAGCGGCCUGCGGACGUGGAGGCGCUCGGCCCGCUGCGCUACUGGCCCUACCCCGGCCUGCCAGAGACUUACUUCCCGUACGAUAACACGCCCGGAUACCUUAGCCCUCUGGUCGCCGUUCAGCUACUCAAACCUACUCUGCACCAGAUCAUCAACAUCCGCUGCCGCGCGUGGGCGCACAACAUCCGCUACACGGAGAGCCUGAAAGAGCGGCUCGGUUCCACGCAUCUGGAGAUCAUGAUUGACUGAAUUCAGGACCAACACAACUUUAGUAUUUAGCACGGGGCUGGAACUUAGACCAACAAAUGCACACAACUUUUCAAAAGCUUUAUUUUAUACUAGCUGUUCCCGUGCGACUUCAUCCGCAUGAAAUUAUAAAAACUUUAUUGUUUACAUUUGUCAAAUUUUUUAUUGCAAAUAACAAUGCAAAAAAUGACAACGAUGGCAAUUUUGCCUCCUUGAUGUUGGCAGCUUGUAGUUCAUUAUCCCUUUCCCACAUGAAGGUUGUUCCAAUUUAUUGACCCCCUUUGAUAGCGUGAAAAUAUAUAGCCCAAGGGUUUUUUUUUAUUAAAGAACGAAUUAUUCAAAAAUGUGGCUUUUUCUGAACAAAAUUAUUUGAGUAACAUAAUACAUACGUGUGUAAGAAGUUCCAGCCCAUUUAUGUAGCUUUUAGUGAUGUGCCUUAUGUGACAACUGUGCAAACUGUGCAAACUCGAUGUUAAAUAAUAAUUUUAACACUGAUUAGUUAUUAUGAACGUAUUUAAUGUUACAAUUGAUGUCAGUUUUGCACAUUGUAACCACACGGUGAGAUUGUAUUUUUAGAUAAUUUUAUUAUUUAUUCUUCGA
Molecule: messenger RNA, 1549 nt
Organism: Papilio polytes (common Mormon)
Lineage: Eukaryota; Metazoa; Arthropoda; Insecta; Lepidoptera; Papilionidae
Product: sodium/potassium-transporting ATPase subunit beta-1-like
Exons: 7
Coding region: 2-952 (316 amino acids)
Biological process (GO): sodium ion export across plasma membrane; intracellular potassium ion homeostasis; potassium ion import across plasma membrane
Cellular component (GO): sodium:potassium-exchanging ATPase complex
Molecular function (GO): ATPase activator activity
Source: RefSeq, a predicted model, not a curated record